Gopherus flavomarginatus (Mexican gopher tortoise) is the source of this 2498-nucleotide messenger RNA. RefSeq names its product COMM domain-containing protein 4-like. The transcript has 4 exons. Lineage: Eukaryota; Metazoa; Chordata; Testudines; Testudinidae. Bases 600 to 1145 code for a protein of 181 amino acids. The record is from RefSeq and is a predicted model, not a curated record.
ACGGUCGAGGCCAGAUGGGACCAUGAAGUGAAAUGUCUGGUCUGGUUUUUAUGGAUGAGCUGACCCUGGCUGAGUUGCCGUGCUGUGGCUUGGCCCUGUCUUACUGCCACUGGUCUGGUUAUUGUGCGGUGUUAACCUUAGGCUUUGGCUGUACAAAUGGCUAGUUUUGGCAAGCCAGGGUGUAAAUCUGCCAUGCGCUAGGUGCCCGGGUGGACUCUGCUCCACACCCUAAGUUCUGCCUUGCGCCUGGGAGCUGCCCUGCUUGGAGACAGUAGGUGAAAGUGCCCUAGGGAGCUGUUAGUCCAUGGCAGCAGGGUCCUCACAGACAGUGCGCAGCUGGCUAGGGCAGGGUAGCUUUACACCCCAGCUUGCCACGACCUAAGUGUGCGCUUAGACAGGCCCUUACUCCUCUGGCCCUUGGCCAUUAUUAGUAUUUGGAUCCCUAGCAUCAGUCGAUUCUAGUUAGACUUAACCCCUGCCUGUCCCAGGCUUGUUGAAAUCCUAACCUGUUUUGACCCCUGCCGGUUGCAUUGACUCCCCCAUCCCCAACAUACACAUAGUCCCCUGCCCAUCACUGCUUCUUACCCAGGUUGGUGACAAUGAGCCCAGAUCUUUCUGCCUGUUUCCCUGCUGCCCCUCAUGGCCCAGUGCAAGGUGGCAUCUGUUCUUGCACCCUCUCUAGUCUCUUGCAGGCGAUGAACUGCAAAGGGCAGGCCACGUCAAGGGCUGUUGGAUCCUACAUCAAUUUUACGGGUCUAUCAAAGCUGCCUCCCUGCAGGGAAGAGCCCUGCUGCCAGGCAGAGUCCCAAAGGUUUCUCCUCUCUCCAGAGUCCGGGGACGUGAAGGCCACUAUUGCCGUGCUCAGCUUCAUCCUCUCCAGUGUAGCCAAACACAGAGUAGACAGCGACUCUCUGUCCAGUGAGCUGCAACAGCUGGGGCUGCCCAAAGAACAUGCCGCAGGAUUGUGCUGGUCUUACGAGGAGAAACAGAGCCCCCUGCAGGACAGCUGGAGGACACGCAGCCUGAGAUUGAACCAUCUGGACGCUGUGUCCUGGAGGGUGGAUCAGAUGCUCAGCUCCAGUGAGCUCCAGCAGGUCAAUGAGCCCCUUGUGCACCUGAAGUUUAUCAUGCGAGAAGGGGACUGAGGCAUGACGGAGCCCUUUGCCAUAAUCGUGUCGGCAGAGAAGUUCCCAGUCUUACUGGCAGCGCAGAGGUUAUUCUCUGCCCUGCUGUGACCCGUGAAUUGGCAACUGGCUGCAGCGCCCCCUGCUGAGAUCCAAGUCACUCUGCCCCAUUGGCUGUUCGUGUCUCCUCUUCCACUUUCAGAGCUGAGACAGGCCCACGCCAUGAUGAAAACUCUCAGCUGAGGAGCUGGGAGGAUGGCAGCGAGCGUGGAAGGAGCCAGCUGAUUGUGCUGCAGCCCGUCGGAGAGUCUGGUGGGUGCGGUUCCUCUGCUGGGGAAGCCCCUUGCUGCACACAGCUGCAGACACCGCCUGGGCAGAGGUUGGACUGGGCUCUCUCCUUCCUUCUCAGACCCCUGCAGCUGAAACUGAUGACUGCUUUUCCCACUCUUCCUGGCUACUGUCCCCCCCGUCUCCCCUCCAGCUCUCUUGCUGUGAAGCCUCCUGCCCGCCCUUCCUCCAUCGUGCCCACAAGCCCUUGUGCUUCCAGGAUCCCCACCCCAGGAUCCGUCCCCAGAGCAAUGGUGGAUGGGAGCUUGGUGGCUUCUGCAUCUGCUAACGAGAUCUCCACCUUGAGACCAGCUUCAGCUCGGAGUUCCCAUAACAAAGGCGUCCAAACCCCUGGCCAGUGCCACCGUGUAACACACAUGCCUCCAGAGAACACCCAGGCCUGCCGGCUGGAGUCUGCUUUAACAGUGAGAGACCCUGACAUCCCCUGCCCAGGUCUUUGUGGGUGGCUCUGUUCCUGAACAGCUGCGGGGAGCUGAUCUGUCCUUUUGUUUCUGCCUGAAUUGUCUCCUGAGCCUACUCCAGGGCAGGCACUUGGGCUCCCAUGUCUCCUCUGGAGGCUAGCACACUGCAGCCCACCAAAUGCUGUGGCUAGGCCAGCUCCACAUCACCCACUGACUGAACUCCUGCAGCAAUCCAGGAUGCCUGUGGCUGGGGCUACUCUGCCAGUCGUACAUAAGAGGUUGGAAAGUUUCAUCAGCCGAAGCCCGAUGGAGCGUUUGCUAGUCCCUUCUUGCUCCCCUGCCUCCCUCCCCUAAAAAGCACUUUGCCUCUGCUCUUUCCACUUCCUUUAAAGGAGCCCCCUCCCUGGGGCAUAAAUGCAGCUUUUCUGUCUUUCCUUCCCCGCAUGCUCCUGCCACCUUUUCCAGGGCAGCUCAGUGCAUGGAAUAAAGGAUCAGCAGGAACGUGCAUCUGGGAAUCUCUCCAUGCAUUUCCGGUUGGUCUUGGCACAUGAAGCCAGUUAUUUGGGAUGUUUCCUAUUUUGCCAGCAGGAUCCAAUAAAGCCACGUGGAGCAUUUUGAAUUUGCA